Oryctolagus cuniculus (rabbit) is the source of this 5518-nucleotide messenger RNA. NCBI's taxonomy places the organism in Eukaryota, Metazoa, Chordata, Mammalia, Lagomorpha, Leporidae. The record is from RefSeq and is a predicted model, not a curated record.
UGCAUUGUUCAGCAAGCCGGCAGCCUGCAGCUCUCCCAUGGGCCUAGGCGCCUACAGAGAUUCCGUGAAAGGCUCUGGAUUUGCAGCUCUCCCCGCCCCCACAGUCCUUAGGGAACAGGGGCUGGGCGGCUGCACCUCCGCCGAAUCCUCCCGAGUGGCGUCAUCACAGAUGAUCCGGCUUUACUGUAUACCCCACAGGUGUCUCCACGCGGGGACCGACAUCUUGCUAGAGGAGCGAGUUCCUUUCCUCAUAAGGAAGGAGGGUAGCGCGGAGGGCAGCAGUCCGGCGGGCAGCCCUCCGAGUGGCUGGCUCUGUGGCGCUGGCCGGACUUGCAGCAGCCCCUGGACGGCCGCGGGAGAGGCGCUUCCCUGGAGUUCUUGGGUCAGAGGCGGGAGCUUGCGGGACCGCCUCUCCCCAGCGGAAGGAGCAAGGAAGACUCUGAUACUCCCAGGCACGCAGCCCCGUUCCAAACUGCGCGUAUUCCAGUUGUUACCCCUCAAGGCUUUGGCAAGUGCUGACCGGUCUGUUUUCCACGUUAUUUUCCGUUCCCGUCACCGUUUGCGCCAAAGCAACUGGGGCCCGACUCGCACGGAAACCAGUAGGUUCCCACCCGCCGUUCCCAAGUCCCCCUCUCCCUGCCCCUUCAAGCCUUUGCCAAGGUCUUGAGUGUCCCACUCCUCCCCUGGGCGGAGCCGACGGCUCAGAACCCGGAUUCUCUGCCCCGCCCCUCCCCCAAGAUUUAGCCCCCACCCCCUCAGGGGAGCGGUGUAGAGCAAGUGUGGGGGAGGAGCAAGCGAGCGUCCUUUGCAGCAGGGGCGCUGUGGGGUGAAUGGGGCCGCCGUGGACAGAUGGCGGUGCGUCGUGCCUUUCUUUCUGGCGAGCGGCCUCAGCCAGGGGUGAUCGGUUCAGCUGCCUACCGCAUCCCAUGAGGACCCCCGUCCCUGCAGGAACACCUACACUGUGCAGAGGGGAAAGGCCCGCAGCAGCGCUAACAGCUCAUCCCAGAGAGAAGACAGGUGACUUCCCAAGCCAGCAUCUCAUCCAGCUCGAGGACACAGGAGCAGGCCUGGGUGGGAAGCUGGACAUUGUGGGAGCAGCACGAAGUGCACAUCAGCCCAUCCAAGAGAGAGAGGACGGGCAGACUUCCCAAGUCAGCAUGUCUUCCAGAUCAAGGCACAGGAGGAGGCCCAGGAAGAGUCUCUUCAUGCCGUGGCAACAACAGAGGUCCUGCGGUGUCAGCAGCCCUCAGGAAGGAGACAGUGCUGAGGAAGAGUCUGUUCAUACUGUGACCUCAGCAGAGGCCCUGCGGUGUCAGCAGCCACAUGGGGCAAUUGUUCACUCUGCCUGGUGGAAGAGGCUUCUCAAUGAGGUGGGCCUCCAAGUAAAAGUCAGCCUAUCCCAGAGAGAAGACAGUAGAGACUUCCCAAACCAGCAUUUCAUCCCGCUCAAAGACACAGAAGCUGGCCUGGUCCAAGGUCGUCACUCCCUAUGCUCAUUCCAGAGAGAGGACAGUGGAGACUUCCCAAACCGGCAUCUCAUCUCGCUCAGAGACACAGAAGCUGGCCUCGGUGACCUGAUCAGCAUGGCGGCCAUCCCAGGAGGACCCAGUCCCCGCAGGAGCACAGAUGCAGGCCAGCGGGGAACGGCGGUCAUCAGUGUGACAGCCCAUCCUGGAGAAAAGACAGUAGAGACUUCCCAAACUGGCAUCUCAUCCCACUCAAACUCCAUCUCAACCCACAGGAGCUGGCCUGGCCCAUUCCAGAGAGAGGACAGUGGAGACUUCCCAAAUGACCUGAUCAGCAUGGCGGCCAUCCCAGGAGGACCCAGCCCCCGCAGGAGCACAGAUGCAGGCCAGCGGGGAACGGCGGUCAUCAGUGUGACAGGUGACCUGAUCAGCAUGGCGGCCAUCCCAGGAGGACCCAGUCCCCGCAGGAGCACAGAUGCAGGCCAGCCGGGAACGGCGCUCAUCAGUGUGACAGCCCACCCUGGAGAAAAGACAGUAGAGAUUUCCCAAACUGGCAUCUCAUCCCACUCAAACUCCAUCUCAACCCACAGGAGCUGGCCUGGCCCAUCCCAGAGAGAGGACAGUGGAGGCUUCCCAAACCGGCAUCUCAUCCUGCCCAAAGACACAGGAGCUGGCCUGGCCCAUCCCAGAGAGAGGAUAGUGGAGGCUUCCCAAACCGGCAUCUCAUCCUGCCCAAAGACACAGGAGCUGGCCUGGCCCAUCCUGGAGAAAAGACAGUGGAGACUUCCCAAACUGGCAUCUCAUCCCACUCAAACUCCAUCUCAACCCACAGGAGCUGCCCUGGGUGACCUGAUCAGCAUGGCGGCCAUUCCGGGAGGACCCAGCCACCGCAGGAGCACAGAUGCAGGCCAGCGGGGAACGGCGGUCAUCAGUGUGACAGGUGACCUGAUCAGCAUGGCGGCCAUCCCAGGAGGACCCAGUCCCUACAGGAGCACAGAUGCAGGCCAGCGGGGAACGGCGGUCAUCAGUGUGACAGGUGACCUGAUCAGCAUGGCGGCCAUCCCAGGAGGACCCAGUCCCCGCAGGAGCACAGAUGCAGGCCAGCGGGGAACGGCGGUCAUCAGUGUGACAGGUGACCUGAUCAGCAUGUCGGCCAUCCCAGGAGGACCCAGCCCCCGCAGGAACACAGAUGCAGGCCAGCGGGGAACGGCGGUCAUCAGUGUGACAGGUGACCUGAUCAGCAUGGCGGCCAUCCCGGGAGGACCCAGCCCCCGCAGGAGCACAGAUGCAGGCCAGCGGGGAACGGCGCUCAUCAGUGUGACAGGUGACCUGAUCAGCAUGGCGGCCAUCCCAGGAGGACCCCGUCCCCGCAGGAGCACAGAUGCAGGCCAGCUGGGAACGGCGCUCAUCAGUGUGACAGGUGACCUGAUCAGCAUGGCGGCCAUCCCAGGAGGACCCCGUCCCCGCAGGAGCACAGAUGCAGGCCAGCCGGGAACGGCGGUCAUCAGUGUGACAGGAAGAGUCUCUUCAUGCCGUGACAGCAGCAGAGGUCCUGCGGUGUCAGCAGCCCUCAGGAAGGAGACAGUGCUGAGAUGGCAUCACCCAUCAGGCAUGUCUGCCAAGGCCAGGAGCAAGGUGCAUUCUCCUAGGACACAACCCUUCCUUGGAAACCACAACACUCCCAAAGACCAAGUGUGGAGGUCAUGGCAGUGAGUGCGGCGAUUUCAGGGUGCUCCCUUGUCCUGAGCAACACUUGGACAGCUGCACAUGUAUAAUGCAGACAACACUGGACAUAUCCUACACACAUAUAGCACAUAGAGAGACAUGAACUUAUAUUUGCCCACUCCUUUGUAUAAAUUGAAGAGGUUUCCCCAAAGGAAGAACCAAGUCUUACACUCAGAAACUAGGGAACAGAGCUUUGCCAAAUUGUUUCCAAGUGUGAGUGCAUUCACGAAACAGACCUGGGUCCUUGCUCUGGAGAAUCGUAUCCAUCCAGACAUCUCCAUCCGGGGUACUGCCCUCUUUUUAAGUGAGAACAUGAGGGGAAUGCUGUCCCUUGGACUUGUGACUCAGCCUUUCUCUCAGUGCUCUAGAGGAAAGCGAAAUGCACCUAGCUGAUGCUGCCCUGUCUUGCUCUAGUCUCCAGUAAUCUGGAAGUUCUCCAUCUCCUACAACAGGCUGGCCUUCUGCCUUCUGCCUUUCCUAGGCUUGGCUUGACUUGGCUUGAUACGGGGUUUGCCAUUCGGGCAUCAGUCUGAGUUUCUUAUAACCCUGAGUCCCUUGAGGCAGGGUCCUGCCUGCAGACCUGUUUUUGAUCCAAGGGAAAGGAUCAAGUGGUCAUGUGCCCUGCAGUAUUUGGCUCCUGGUUAGCAAACACGACAGCCUCCUGAGUCAGGCAGGCUUGGACACCCAGGACUAAUCCAUGAGCAAGGCUGGUCCAAUGCUGACAAAGUAAUAGUGGAAAUGCUUGGUGGGUGCCCCAAAUUCACCUAUCCUCAUGUCUCCUGGAAGCCACACUGAAAAAGAUUACACUUGAUGCACUUUUGCCCCAGAAAUGUCAACUGCCUUAGCCUCUGGCCCUGACGUCCUCCCUUUGCAGAUGAAAAAACACCAAGGAAGGCUCAAAACCACGUGAGCAGUAGCACUGGGGCUUACUGUGUUGGGUGCUUGGCAAAGUGCUGUGUUCCCCUCAGGCUGUGUGUGGGGAAUAUCCAUUUCUGGGAAACCAUCCUUAGGAAUAGGAAUAGAUGGAUUUGUGACACCAUCGCCUUAUGGUUUUUUGGGUUUUUUUUGUUUGUUUGUUUUUUGUUUUUUGGACAAGCAGAGUUAGUGAGAGAGAGAAAGGUCUUCCUUCUGUUGGUUCACCCCCCCCCAAAUGGCCGCUACAGCUGGUGCACUGCGCCAAUCGGAAGCCAGGUGCUUCCUCCUGGUCUCCCAUGUGGGUGCAGGGCCGAAGCACUUGGGCCAUCCUCCACUGCCUUCCCGGGCCACAGCAGAAAGCUGGCCUGGAAGAAGGGCAACCGGGACAGAACUGGCGCCCCAACUGGGAUUAGAACCCUGAGUGCCAGCGCCGCAGGUGGAGGAUUAGCCUAGUGAGCCGUGGCGCCGGCCUCUCCAUUACUUCUAAAGGAUAGAUUAGCUGGUCAUAAAAUUCUUUUUUGGAAGUCUUUUUUUCUUUCAAGAUCUUCUUGUGACUUGUAGGGUUUCUGCUGAGAAGGCUUCUGUUAGUCUGAUGGGUUUUCCUUUAUAUGUAACUAGACCUUUUUCUCACACUCUCUAGGAUUCUCUUUGUCCUUAAAAUCUUAAAAAAAAUUUUUUUUGAGAGUCAGAGCCAUAGACAGUGAAAAGGAGAGACAGAAAGGUCUUCCAUCCGCUGGUUCACUCCCCAAAUGGCUGCAAUGGCCUGAGCUGCACCGAUCCGAAGCCAGGAGCUUUCUCUGGUCUCCCAAACAGGUGCAGGGGCCCAAGGACUUGGGCCAUCUUCCACUGCUUUCUCAGGGCAUAGCAGAGAGCUGAAUUGGAGGAGCAGCCAGGACUGGAACUGGCAUCCAUAUGGGAUGCUGGUGCCGCAGGCGGAGGAUUAACCCACUGCGCCACAGCAGCAGCCCCUGUCCUUAACUUUUGACAAUUUGACUACCCUAUGCCUUGAACACUGUCUUUAGGGGUUGAGUCUGUUUGGGGUCCUUUAAGCUUCCUGUAUCUGGAUAUCCAUAUCUCUUUCAAGCUUGAGAAGUUUUCAACUUUUUUUUUCAAUUCAGUAGGUUCUCAAUGCUUUUUUCCUUGUCUUCUCCUUCAGGUAUCCCUAUAUUAGCAAUAUCCCUAUAUUAGCAAUAUUUGUUUACUUAAUGGUAUCCCAUAUGUUAUAGUUAUUUCAAAUGUCUUGUCCUCCAGAUCCAAAGGUCUUCUUUUAUUGGUCUGUUCUGUUGAAGCACGUGACUGUAAUUUUUUUCAUUGAUUAAUUUCUAUCUGUACGCUCCUGGAUGUCAUUGAGUUUCCUUAGAAUCAUUAUUUUGAAGUCUUUUUCAGAUAUUUAAUAAAUAUCCUUCACAUCA